Aspergillus nidulans FGSC A4 is the source of this 630-nucleotide messenger RNA. RefSeq lists its product as uncharacterized. Gene Ontology annotation, cellular component: extracellular region. The transcript is spliced from 5 exons. Gene Ontology annotation, biological process: cell wall modification; pectin catabolic process. Bases 1 to 630 code for a protein of 209 amino acids. The record is from RefSeq and is a predicted model, not a curated record. NCBI's taxonomy places the organism in Eukaryota, Fungi, Ascomycota, Eurotiomycetes, Eurotiales, Aspergillaceae. Gene Ontology annotation, molecular function: pectinesterase activity.
AUGCAAGAGAACCUGGUCCUUUCUGCAUAUAAGACGAACCGGGGCUUCUAUGGCCGUCAAUUCAUCGGAUACCAGGACACCGUCCUAGCAGAAACAGCCGGCUGCGUGACAGCCUCUGGGCGGAGCAGCAAUAACAAUCCGUCCUGGACCAAUGAUACCGUGCCGGCUGCUGAUAAUUAUCUCGUCCGGCCAUGGGAGUCGUUCGCUCGCGCUGUGUUUCAGCAGGUUUACCUAAGUAAAAUUAUUACACCGGCUGGGUGGGAGCGAUGGUCGACCAGCAGCCCUAAUACGGAUAAUGCCACAUUUGCGGAGUAUGCUAACUACGGCCCUGGACCUGUCCUGGAAGAGGGACCGCGAGCGAGCUUCAGUGAGCAAUUGGAUGCGCGAAUGGAGAUCCAGUCAAUUCUGGGGCAUAACUUUCAACGCGAGUGGUGGGUGGAUACUGAUAACCUGGAGAAAAGUGAUCUUGUCUCUUCUUGCUCCGUGGCAGGCGAUGAAAUCACAGCAACUUCCAACGACAGCAUCUGCGACAGUAUCAACAACAUUGUCAGCGACGGUACCAAUGACAUUAUCAACGUCAUCCCUAACAUCAAUUACGAUUUCCACCGGAAGUACCAGCACUUGUACUGA